Messenger RNA from Triticum dicoccoides, 850 nucleotides. RefSeq names its product embryo-specific protein ATS3A-like. Gene Ontology annotation, molecular function: protein binding. Lineage: Eukaryota; Viridiplantae; Streptophyta; Magnoliopsida; Poales; Poaceae. The record is from RefSeq and is a predicted model, not a curated record. Bases 140 to 682 code for a protein of 180 amino acids. The transcript has 2 exons.
CAUCCCCAUCUCGACACCGUGACACGCCAGGGCGCUAUUAUUAGCACCCCCGAACUCCUACGCGGCGGCGCAAUCACAUCGACUCCUCGCGCCGUCCCCCGUCCCAUAGUCCCUUCCCGUCCUCGCCUCGUCGCCGGCAAUGGCGGGUCCCGGCAUCGGAGCGGCCGCGCCUCGCCUGUCGCUGCUGCUGCUGCUCGUCGUCGUCUUCGCGGGCUCCUCCCUCCACAGCCGCACCGAGGCGGCCGUGCGGACGUGCACGUACACGGUGAAGGUGAAGACGAGCUGCGCGUCGCCGGCGCGGACGUCGGACGCGGUCAGCGUGGCGUUCGGGGAUGCGUACCGCAACGAGGCGUACGGCGCGCGCCUCCCGAGCGCGCCGGGCGGGAGGGCCUUCGAGCGGUGCGGCACCGACACCUUCCGCGUCUCCGGGGUGUGCGGCUACGGCGUCUGCUACCUCUACCUCCGCCGCGCCGGCCGCGACGGCUGGGCGCCCGAGUGGGUCCAGGUCACCGAGCCGGGCCCCGGCGCCGGAGAGAAGCCCGCCACCUUCUACUUCGGGGCGCCGCUGCCGGACGGCGUCUGGUACGGCCACAACCGCUGCCCCAAGGCCAAGGCCAAGGCCAAGGCGGCGGCGGCGGCUCGGACAAACACCACCUCUGCUGUUGCUUCGCCUCUGGGCUAGCGCGACCUGAUUGAUUCGGCUCUACUCACCGGGCGCAGCCCCUCUCCGUAUGUAAUUCGGCAUUCGUCGAGAAUAAGCAGACUGUGCGCCCAGAUUCAGAAUAAGUAAUUAGAGAAUCAGAUUCCGAAAUAUGAUGAGGCCCUGAGGGCACCUUCUUCACACCCCGGA